Molecule: messenger RNA, 2349 nt
Organism: Ailuropoda melanoleuca (giant panda)
Lineage: Eukaryota; Metazoa; Chordata; Mammalia; Carnivora; Ursidae
Gene: AKT1
Product: AKT serine/threonine kinase 1
Exons: 14
Coding region: 16-1557 (513 amino acids)
Biological process (GO): protein phosphorylation
Molecular function (GO): protein serine/threonine kinase activity; ATP binding
Source: RefSeq, a predicted model, not a curated record
CCCUGCCGGGCCAAGAUGGGGAGGCUGGCGACGCCGGCUGGGCUCGGGGAGAGCCCGCCGAGAGGGGACUGUGAGCGGCACUGGGGCUGCCCCGGCCUGCUGGAACUGGGCACCAUGAACGACGUGGCCAUCGUGAAGGAGGGCUGGCUGCACAAGAGAGGGGAGUACAUCAAAACCUGGCGGCCCCGCUACUUUCUCCUCAAGAAUGACGGCACCUUCAUCGGCUACAAGGAGCGGCCCCAGGAUGUCGAGCAGCGAGAGUCCCCUCUCAACAACUUCUCUGUGGCUCAAUGCCAGCUGAUGAAGACAGAGCGGCCCCGGCCCAACACCUUCAUCAUCCGCUGCCUGCAGUGGACCACGGUGAUCGAGCGCACCUUCCACGUGGAGACACCCGAGGAGCGGGAGGAGUGGACAACUGCCAUCCAGACGGUGGCCGACGGGCUCAAGAGGCAGGAGGAAGAGAUGAUGGACUUCCGGUCGGGGUCGCCGAGCGACAACUCCGGCGCCGAGGAGAUGGAGGUGUCCCUGGCCAAGCCCAAGCACCGUGUGACCAUGAACGAGUUCGAGUACUUGAAGCUGCUGGGCAAGGGUACGUUUGGGAAAGUGAUCCUGGUGAAGGAGAAGGCCACGGGCCGCUACUACGCCAUGAAGAUCCUGAAGAAGGAGGUCAUUGUGGCCAAGGAUGAGGUUGCCCACACGCUCACGGAGAACCGCGUUCUGCAGAACUCGCGGCAUCCCUUCCUGACGGCCCUGAAGUACUCCUUUCAGACCCACGACCGUCUCUGCUUCGUCAUGGAGUACGCCAACGGGGGUGAGCUCUUCUUCCACCUGUCCCGGGAGCGCGUGUUCCCCGAGGACCGGGCCCGCUUCUACGGUGCCGAGAUCGUGUCUGCCUUGGACUACCUGCACUCGGAGAAGAACGUGGUCUACCGUGACCUCAAGCUGGAGAACCUCAUGCUGGAUAAGGAUGGGCACAUCAAGAUCACUGACUUCGGCCUGUGCAAGGAGGGCAUCAAGGACGGGGCCACCAUGAAGACCUUCUGCGGGACGCCCGAGUACCUGGCCCCCGAGGUGCUGGAGGACAACGACUAUGGCCGGGCGGUGGACUGGUGGGGGCUGGGCGUGGUCAUGUACGAGAUGCUAUGCGGCCGGCUGCCCUUCUACAACCAGGACCACGAGAAGCUCUUCGAGCUCAUCCUCAUGGAGGAGCUCCGCUUCCCGCGCACGCUCAGCCCCGAGGCCAAGUCCCUGCUCUCGGGGCUGCUCAAGAAGGACCCCAAGCAGAGGCUCGGAGGGGGCUCGGACGACGCCAAGGAGAUCAUGCAGCACCGCUUCUUCGCCAGCGUCGUGUGGCAGGAUGUGUACGAGAAGAAGCUCAGUCCACCCUUCAAGCCCCAGGUCACAUCAGAGACAGACACCAGGUAUUUUGAUGAGGAGUUCACGGCUCAGAUGAUCACCAUCACGCCACCCGACCAAGGUGACAACAUGGAGGGUGAGGACAGCGAGCGGAGGCCCCACUUCCCGCAGUUCUCCUACUCGGCCAGCGGCACAGCCUGAGGAAGGCCAGCCGGCCGCGCCGCUCCUGACGGCGGCUUCGGGGGACGGGGAGGACGCCCCGCAGGACGAUUUGUGUCCCGUGUUUCUUUCCGGAUGUGUUUGGGAGGAGCCAUGCCGCUCCUCUGGGCAGGGAUGGGAAGACCUUUCGUGCUGUGGCCGGGCAGCCGGCCGUGAAGGGGUCAUCCUCCCUGUCAGCCAGGCCAAAGGAAAGGUGGCCUGCAGGCUUUUUUAAUUUAUUUCAUCUAGGUCUCCAGACAUGGCCUUGGCCGUCAGAACGAUUAGGUUCACAUAGGAAAAGGUUGAGGACCUUAUGCAGCCACGUGCAAUUGGGGGUCCGGGUGCGCCCUGCCUGUGGCCCCUCCGUCCCUCCCGCCAGCUGUCUCCGCCCAGCCUGGGGGCACCAGCAGCAACCUGGUUAUGGCACGCUGGCCUGGUCCCCUCUCUGGGGCAGGCCAGGCCGGGCUCGCCCGAGAGGCAGAGGAAGGAGGUUGCAGUCUGUUGCUGUGUGUUAUGCUGUUCACAUGCAUUUUGGGGUUUUUAAUCAUAGUGACAAGAAAGCCCCUCCCUCCCACCCUUUUGUCCCUUCGGGCCAUCUCCCGUCGACGGUGUCCCCAGGCAGCACUCGUCCUGUGGAGCAGCUUCACUGGCCCGCCAUGCGCCCAGCGCCCUCCAGAAGGGCCUUCAGGGCACCCAGAUGCCAUGCUGCACCAGGGCGCUUUUUACAUCCAACUUUACUAUUUUUACUAUUAUGAGACUUUCCCUCCAAAUUCAAUAAACACUGCUUUUCAACUC